AUGAAAAAAAGGAGUAUGCCACAUUUUAAUUUACCUAAUAAAAAGUGGAAUAUAGUAGAAGACAGUUUGGUGUAUCGUAUUGUUAAGGAUAAAGAAGAUAAAAUUUACAAAAAAAUAUAUUCUUUUGAUUUAGAUAAUACAUUAAUUCUUUCUCGUACAUAUUUUAAACCUGCUCAAAAUGAGCAUGAUUAUAUAUUUUAUUCUGAUAAUGUAAUAGAUUUUUUAAAAAAAAAAUAUUCGGAAAAUUAUAAAAUUAUAAUUUUUUCUAAUCAAAAAGGAGUAAGCACAGGAAAGAUAAGUCUAUUAAAUAUUAUAAAUAGAGUUGAUGAUGUUAUAGAAAAAAUAGGUAUACCUUUAGAGUGUUAUUUAGCUUUAAGAAAUGAUAAGUAUAGAAAACCAAGAAUAGGAAUGUAUAAUUUUGCUAAACAAAAUAACAAUAAUGAAAUAGAAGAGAUAAUUUAUGUUGGGGAUAAUGCAAACAGAACCUAUGACGACAAUUUUAAAAGGCUAUAUAUUAAUCAUUUAAAAUAUAUAUAUGCUAAAAAUAAUGUAAAAGUUGAUAUUGAUGAAAUUUAUAAAAAAUUAAAAAAAGAUUACACAGAUACUGAUUUAAAAUUUGCUUUAAAUAUAAAUGCAACUUUUUAUACACCUGAAGAAUUAUUCUUAAAUAUAAAAAAUAAAAUAUCAACCAAUUUUCCAUUUGAUCCAAAGGACUUAAAUAAAAAUUUAGAAAAUACAAAUAAAUUACAUUAUUUCAUUGAAAAAAAUAAAAAUGAAAAAUUAAGUGAAGAAAAAAUGAAUAAUGCUAUUGAGAAAGAAAAAAAAGAAACUUUAUUAGAAAAUAUAGAAAAAAAUCCUAAGGAAAAUUAUUAUCAAAUGUUAGUCAUUUUAAUAGGACCCCCCGGAUGUGGAAAAACAUUUUUAUGCAAAAAUUAUUUUUCUGAUUUCAUUAAAAUUAAUUUAAGUGAAUUAAAAACAAAAAAAAAAUGUUUAGAAGUUUUAAAAGAAAGUAUUAUUCAAGGAAAAAGUGUUAUAAUGGAUAAUGGUAAUAGAAGUGUAAAUGACAGAGCAAUAUACAUUAAUGAAGCUAAGAAAAUAAAUAAAAAUAUAAAAAUUGAAGCUAUUUAUUUUAAUUACCCGAAAGAUUUGGUGUUUCAUUUAAACACUUUUAAAUUGAUCACUGAUAAGUCAAAUGAAAUUAUAGAUAUCCCCACAAUUGCUAUUCAUUCUUUUUAUAAAUAUAUUGAAGAGCCAUCACCAAAAGAAAACUUUGACAAAAUAACAAUAUUAGAUGAAAAAAAUUUUUUACCAUCAAAUUUUGAAAAUAGUGAACAAAAAAAAUUAUUUUUUUUAUAUUUAAAUUAA
Molecule: messenger RNA, 1365 nt
Organism: Plasmodium relictum
Lineage: Eukaryota; Apicomplexa; Aconoidasida; Haemosporida; Plasmodiidae
Gene: PNKP
Product: bifunctional polynucleotide phosphatase/kinase, putative
Exons: 2
Coding region: 1-1365 (454 amino acids)
Biological process (GO): DNA repair
Molecular function (GO): ATP binding; ATP hydrolysis activity; double-stranded DNA binding
Source: RefSeq, a predicted model, not a curated record